This is a messenger RNA of Pestalotiopsis fici W106-1, 438 nucleotides long. RefSeq lists its product as uncharacterized. Lineage: Eukaryota; Fungi; Ascomycota; Sordariomycetes; Amphisphaeriales; Sporocadaceae. The transcript has a single exon. The record is from RefSeq and is a predicted model, not a curated record. Bases 1 to 438 code for a protein of 145 amino acids.
AUGUCGAGCUCUACGUCCUCCAACAAGAUCUCCGCCUUCAAGGCUGCCCGGUGCGAUCUUCUCGUGGAUGAGAUCAAGUACGACAGCUGCGGACACUGUUUUUACACCAUGCUAGACCACUCGCUCGGGCGCACUGGCGACCGCCGCGCCGCGAGGCACCCAAAGUGCCCAAAGUGCGCCAUUGACGGUAAGUGUCUCGUCUGCCUCCAGCCCUGGGACGACUGUGCAGCAGAAGCCUGCCGGCACUGCGACACCUUUUUCGAGGAGGGGAUCUUGUACAGUCGUGUCAAGAAGCUGCAUGACUUGGGACUUGGUAUCAGAGAUGACCGACCAUCUUUGUUUCGGGUUUUGAGGAGUCGUGAGCUGGAGAUGUGGGAGCGUCGGUUGACCCGACCAGCACUUCCCAAAAAGAAGACAGUGACGGGCCCCUACAGGUAA